GCACAGGCGGCUUUACUCGCUCGCUUUCUAGCCGUUGGCAAGUUCUGCUACGAGUCGAGAAACUUCGCCACGGCUUUGCAGAUUCUGUCGGGGCUGGAGAACGUGAUCGUGAGGCAAUUACCGGCGUGGAAGCAGCUGUCGCUGAAGGUGUGCGAGGCUCUGGAGGAGCUCAGGGCUCUGCAGGUGUUUCUGAAGAGUGAUAAUCUAUGUCUGAUGGAGGGAGAGAAGAGCAGACGGCGGCCGACUCUCCCAGACGCUCACAUCUUGGCCAUGCACAUCCAGCAGCUGGAGAUCGGGGCGUUUACCAUGACCAGCGGAGCGUACAAGUGGCCCAAACUGAGGAACAUCGCGCGUGUGGUCAGUCAGAUCCACGCGUUUCAGGAGCAUCUCUAUUCCUACCCUCCCGACCUUGAGCUGCAGGCGUACCUGCGUGAGCGACUCGCACGCUUCGGCAGGUGUGACAUCCCGCUCCUCGCCUCCGACAACCACACCAACUUCAUCCAGACGCCCGCCGCUCGCCGGAUCCACGACACACUGCGACGUGUCAAAGCGUCUUUCCAGUGACCGGCACAGAUGAGGAACGCUGCUGGAAGUCACAUCUGGAGACUCCAGACUUCUCCGUUUGAGUGCUGAGGAGAAAUGAAGAUGCUCACAGUCGCUCUCUGUACGGAGGCUGAGGAGGAAUUAGGAGUAAAACAUUUUCCUGUAAAUACUGUGAAAGCACAAGACAUGGGAGUUUUAGUUGCUGGAUUCCCUCAUUUUAGGAUGUGGAGGUGUUUUCUCAUCUUUAACUUCAGCCUUAGCCCGUUUUGGUUUGAUGGAUGGUUUUCUUCAAAGAACAAAUACUUUUAGUUUUGUGUUUAAGAUUUUGGACGGCUAAACAACCAAAUGUGACCCAGGACCACAAAACCAGUCAUAAGGGUCAA
Sinocyclocheilus anshuiensis is the source of this 926-nucleotide messenger RNA. Its product is annotated as protein very KIND-like. Gene Ontology annotation, molecular function: guanyl-nucleotide exchange factor activity. The annotation marks the transcript as partial. Gene Ontology annotation, biological process: regulation of dendrite morphogenesis; small GTPase-mediated signal transduction. Gene Ontology annotation, cellular component: neuronal cell body; dendrite; guanyl-nucleotide exchange factor complex. The record is from RefSeq and is a predicted model, not a curated record. The transcript has 4 exons. Lineage: Eukaryota; Metazoa; Chordata; Actinopteri; Cypriniformes; Cyprinidae.